UAUGGCGACGAAUGCUAGUGACACUUAGCAGCCAGAACUUAAUUACUCUGUAGGUGUCGUUAGACCUGAAAGAGGAUUUGCGUUUUAAUCGCUUUGUUUAAAGACGAGACUGCCAAUCAGAAUGGAGGAGGUGGAUUUAUCUGACGAGAUGUCCUAUGACAACAUUAUUGUCUAUUCGGUGCUUUACUCCAGUGUCACGGUGGUUUUCGCUAUGGCAGUUUUAUCAAAAUUUUUAACAAAUGAAUUUAGAUUUGGUUUUAGAUCUGUUUUGAGUUUGGUUGUUCUGUUUUUGGGUGAACCGUUAUGUCAGUUUCUUGUUAAAGGGCCUGGAGGUGUUGUUACGUUUGCCUUGGGAUGUUUAUUUGUUUAUUCCAUUUUGCCUGCAAGUCAUUUACCUGUUGGCAACAAAGCUGUACUCAUUACAGGUUGUGACAGUGGGUUUGGCCAUGCCCUGGUACAGAAAUUGAGCAGUAUAGGGAUGGUGGUUUUUGCUGGUUGUCUAGACAGCAUGGGACCAGGUGCUGUUGAGCUUCGAAAUAAAUGUACACAGAAUGUACACAUUUUACAGCUGGAUGUUACAAACAAGAAAGAUAUUGCUGCAGUCAAAGAAUAUGUACGGGGACAUGUUGCUGAAGAAGGUCUGUGGGGAAUUGUUAAUAAUUCUGGCGUGUGGUAUUUUGCUGAGUUAGAGAUGACAUCCGAGAAAGUUGUUCAACGUGUCAUGGACAUCAAUCUUUUUGGUGCUAUAAACGUGACCAAGUCGUUACUCCCACUUGUUAGACAAGCCAAAGGCAGAAUAGUCAAUGUCUCAAGUUUGUUAGGUCGAAUAGCAAUGGAAGGUAAUGGUGCAUACAGCAUGUCGAAAUACGCCCUUGUUGCUUAUACAGACACUCUGCGCCAAGAGAUGAAGAAAUGGGGAGUGAUUGUGUCCAUAAUAGAACCAACAGGAUUUUUUACAGGAAAUAUGAGCGAGCAAGUGAUCAAGAGUCGUAAGCAGGAGAUUUGGGACACAAUGGACGAAGAGUCGCGGGAGACCUACGGAAAAGACUAUCUUGAUAAUAUUUAUUCUCACAUACUGAACUCCACCCAGAGGUACCCCCGUGACCUGACCCCAGUAAUCCGGUGUAUGCGCAGCAGUCUGUUAUCAAAACGUCCGAGAGAGCGGUACCCGUGUGGCACCGGCGCAGACCUCAUGAUGAAUGUUUAUCCACUCCUACCAAUAUGGCUGGCAGACAGCGUAUCAAGUGCUAUUGGCAUUCUGCCUAAAAUAUACAAACCCGCACUUUUAUCAAAUCAGCAGUGAUUUUUGUUUUUUAUUACAUGCUGUGGAUAUUGUAUUUUUUGUUUUGUGACAUUAACCUAUGUAAACAUUUGAGUCUGAACAUUUUAAUGUGUGCGAUGGAAAUAUAUCAGUAUGUAAUAAGUAAAUGUUUCGGUACAUGUGUAUGUGCUAUGUAAACAUUUCAGUGUUUAUUACUUAAUUGUUUCAGGAUGUGCUACAUGUAUAUUUACAUUUUAGUAAGUACUAUGUAAACAUUUCAGUAUGUGCUAUGUAAACAUUGUAGUAUGUGCAAUGGAAACAUUGCAGUAUGUGCCAUGGAAACAUUUCAGUGUUUGCUAUGUAAAUUAGGUUCAGCCCUAUGUAAAUGUUUUGGCAUUGGCUAGUUCAUUUAUGUUUUUAAACUGUUUGAUGUGUAAUGAAUACACAAAGCAUUAGAUGCACAGAAACAGUCCUGUUCUCUUUUUAUCAUUGCAAUUCCAAGUCAUAUAUUUAUAGUUCAUUUGUGUUAAAAGGAGACCAAUGAAUUGCCAUGUUACGCUAAAAUGGAUAAAGCUAAACCUCACAUCAAAACGUGUUAUGAAGUUUUAAGCCCUAAGCAACUGACAUAACAUUGUCUUUUACUCUUUUCAAUGUUUAUGCUGACUGAUAAUUAAUCCAUGGUAAAUGGUGGUUUAAUGUGGAUCAUACAGGGAUUUAAAUAGUGUUAAAACAACACAAGUUAUUUUUGACCCAGGGUAAAAUAUAUCUAAUUUUAGAAGACACAGUAGGUACCAGUAUUUACAUUUUUAUAACUGAUGCAUUGUCUGGUCAUGUGGUUGUCUUUCUAAUUUUAUGUUCAUAUUCUGUGUUCUUAAUUAUUUACUUUUAUUUCAGACAUUUCUUUAAUUUAAUAUGAAAAAGCUAUUAUAUAUUUUUCUCCUAAUUGUGCUAGGAGCUUACAUUUACUGGUACAUUAUCUUGGAAAAUUGUGUGUUUAGGUUACUGCUUUAUUCUCUUAUUUUUGUGAAUGAAAUGUAGUUGGUUUUCUUCUUCCAGUGUAAAGCCAACAGGUUGCCUUAUUUAGAUCAGAUCGGUUACUGUUCUAUUUAUACCUAUUGGCAAGAUCUUUAUUAUAUGUUUUUUCUUUUAUUAUUUUAAUUUUUUUUUGGCAACAGAAAGCAUUUUUGUAUUCAGCUAGAUGGGCAUUAACUCUGUAUUAAUUAAUUAAAUUUUGUUUUAAAAGUGUGUUUGAAUGUUCAGCAUGUUCCAAGUACAAAGUAAAGCCACUAGAGUGUGGUUUGUUUUGGUCCACUGUAAUAUAUAUACUAGUAUAUUAUAAUGUCAUUAUAACCUGCAAGUCAUGUGUAAUCUGAAAUAGGUCUCCUUUGUUUUGGUUGUAUUUUUGUGUCAUUUUGAUAUGUGAUUAGUGUUGUGAAUAUUUAUUGUUUUAUUGUAUAGUUAUUUUAUUUCUACAUACACAUUUAUUUACAACUGGUGCACUAUUUGUUUUAUAUAAUCUUUCAUUCCUAUUCAGCUUACAAACUUAUACUUGGCUUUCAUUACAUAACUUACUUUUAUCACUGUAUUAAUUACAUCAUCACACUGGUGCAUUUUUUCCAAGUUCUUUCAUAACAUUAAUUUUGAUGAAAAAUGGGACCAUGCACUAAAUGAACAAUUUUAAUAUUUUAAUGUGUUUUAGAAGCUUUUUAAAAAAUGACUGCCCUGGCAGAAAAUAGACACUGGUGCUGUGAAAUUCAGAUAUUACCAGAGUAAUAUACGUAUUGCCAGUCAUUUUAUUCAUAUAUGUCAAAGUAUAAUAUCAACAUAGGGGCCAUUCAUCAAUUGUGUAACACAAAAUUUACCUCCCCUCUUGUAACAUUUUGUAAUGCCUAGAUGACUCCCUCUCUAAAAUUGCCUAACACUCGAAAAUACCCCCACUUUGCUGUUAUGUUGUUGUAAUGUGACCAGUAUUAGUGAAUUUUAUGUUUGUUUGGUUUAUUUGGUAAUAAUGCUUCAUAGAAAAUUAUUUGUUAAAAAAACAAAAAACAAUGUCAUUGACUAGCUAUAUUUUACAUCGUAAACAAAAAGCAGACAUACGUUUUGAAAAUGUUACAUAGCUCUUUGACAAACCACCCUCUCUCAUAACCUUUCGUUAUGCAUUUCUUGAUCCUUGCUACGACCUUCCCCUACAGUGUUAGGUAAUAUUUCAAAUCAUUCCACAUUUGGAAAAUAAUUUUCAGUCGAACAGGACAAAUAACAGUGGUACAACUGAUUUAAGACUGCAUGACAAACAUACAGUAUAUAAAACAGGUGUGAAAUUGGGAUGAGGGUCUGAGUAAAUGCACCCAUCAACUUAAGUUUUGUUUGAAAACGUUACUUUUCACUUCAUAAAAAUGCAUCAACAGCACUUUUUGCAGCACAGAAAAACAAAAAGAAAUUGUUACAUGACCGAGCCCCACUCCUAGUCGAGCCCUAGAUAUAUUCCUGUUAAAUGUACAUGUGAUUCACAUGCAACACAUGCACAACACACACACACACUCUGCAAACACUUUCACUUUCAUGAUUAACACACAAUCGAGUGUUGCCAUGACGGUUGACUAAAUUUUCUUUAUUGCAAAGGUAUCUCCACAAACAUUUUGUUAUAUGUCUGUUGCUAGUCAAUUUUUAUGAUAAUUGAUCUCUCUGCCCCACCCUACCCCAGCAAAAAACACACUUUAAAAGCAGCUAUAUGCUCACAUGUUCAAAUGUAAACAUUGUGUUUUGUCCUAGGUCUUGGAUGUGAGUGGGCAGGAUAAUGAACAUGAUGCAUUGCUCCCCACAUUUAAAUUUGAUGUAUUACUACCCCAUCCACACUUGUUUCCAUAAUAAAGUUAAGGUUUGUUUUAUUUAACAACACCACUAGAGCACGUUGGUUUAUUAAUAAUUGGAUGUCAAACAUCUAUAGCUACAGUUUUCCAUUAAUAGCAAGGUAUCUUUUAUAUGCACCAUCCCAUAGACAGGAUUGCACGUACUAUGACCAUUAAUAUACCAGUCGUGGUGCACUGGCUGGAACAAGAAAAAUCCCAAUGGGCGCAAUGACAGGGAUAAAUCCUAUACGGACUGCGCAUUUGGCGAGUGAUCCACCACUGGGCUAUGCCGCAUCCCUACUGCCAUAAUAAUUCCAACACCUACCAUUGAUGCCACAUUUGUUACUUUUCGUAUUUUGCUUUUUAAACAACGCUGUAUCUUCCUUACAGCUUGUUUGUUGAAUGUAAUAAACAGUGUAAAGAC
Gigantopelta aegis is the source of this 4531-nucleotide messenger RNA. RefSeq names its product retinol dehydrogenase 7-like. The record is from RefSeq and is a predicted model, not a curated record. The transcript is spliced from 6 exons. Gene Ontology annotation, molecular function: oxidoreductase activity. Bases 122 to 1303 code for a protein of 393 amino acids. NCBI's taxonomy places the organism in Eukaryota, Metazoa, Mollusca, Gastropoda, Neomphalida, Peltospiridae.